Molecule: messenger RNA, 480 nt
Organism: Diachasma alloeum
Lineage: Eukaryota; Metazoa; Arthropoda; Insecta; Hymenoptera; Braconidae
Exons: 2
Coding region: 1-480 (159 amino acids)
Source: RefSeq, a predicted model, not a curated record
AUGUUUGGAUUUUCAAAAUUUAUCGAAUUUUCUGGGGCAUUUGUGGAAAAUCCUGUAGUAUUAACUUGUGAUAAUGCUCCUAUUCACACUUCGAAUGUCCCAGUCAUUGAUGAUAGUAAUGAGCAUGGUGUGAUUAUCAUUACCCUGUCGCCUCAUACUACUAAUCGAAUGCAACAGUUGGCUGCCGCUUGUAUGAGACCAUUGUUAAUUGCAUAUGGUAAUGUUGUGAAAGAGUGGACGGAUGAUCACAUUGGUGAAGUGGUAACACACUGCGAACUUCCACAGUUAUUGGACCAGGAUUUUGAAGUAGCUGCAGUAAGCUCUUCAGCGAAAAAUGAAUUAAAAAAGACUGGUAUUUGGCCAUUCAAUAAGGAUUAUUUUACUGAUAAAGAUUUGGCUCCCGGUGAACUGGUGAACAAUCUCAAUCAAAUUCCACCUCAACCAGUGCAGGUCCCAGUGAUGCCACAACACUACAGAUAG